UCAUGUAUCGCCCCCUUGUGGUGAGCGGCUGGAACUCCACUGGACUUUCCAUUUUCCAGGCGUUUACUCGGUCUGCUCCGUUCAUUUUUAUACGUUUUUUACAUCCAGUAUGGCGAUGCACACCAAGCUACUCCACCUCAGAUUCCCGAUUACGCGGCGGGAGCUCACGGAACUGGUGAAGAGAAAGCAUUCAUUACAGGAGACCCUCGCCAACCUCGAGAGGCAGAUCUAUGCUUUUGAGGGAAGUUACCUGGAAGACACUCAGAUGUAUGGUAACAUCAUCCGAGGAUGGGACCGCUACCUCACCAACCAGAAGAACUCAAACAGCAAGAAUGAUCGGAGGAACCGCAAGUUCAAGGAAGCCGAGCGGCUGUUCAGCAAAUCCUCCGUCACCUCUGUGGCGGCUGUCAGUGCUUUGGGGGGCAUACAGGAUCAGCUUAUUGAAAAGCGUGAGCCAGGGAGCGGAACAGAGAGUGAUAACUCGCCAGACUUUCAGAACCAGGAGAACGAACCAAGCCAAGAAGACACAGAGGAUGUGGACGGGGCGAUGCAGGGUGUCAAGCCGCAAAAGGCAGCCUCGUCCUCUGUGGGGAGCCAUCAUGGCAGCCACAAGAAACGGAAAAACAAGAACCGACACAGCCCGAUAUUUGACUAUGACUUUGAAAUCGACCUGAAGAUGAACAAAAAACCAAGACCUGAGUACUAGGCUGGCGACCCAGUAGACUGCUCUGGAGCAGUGUGAGGAUGAGUGGGCCAGAGGGGCAAGACAUCCUGCCCCCACCCAGAGUCAAAUGGACAGUGACAAAACUGGUAAAUGCCACUUGCCCCUGCUGUUUGGAAUCCCACCGAGAUACUUAAGAAGGCGACUUUCCCCCACCCUCCGGAGAUUCAAACAUUGUCCCUCACAGAUAUCACUGUGUCCCCUACUUAGUUUGACUGCCGGUGCUGGAGUGUAUCCCUUCCGCUGAGCGUUAGCGCAUUAGCAUCUCCAAGCGCGUGGCAGGAAUGUCUGUCCUGUGACAUUGAUAACAUUGUACAGCCUUUUUUCCUCUUUUUCUUGAUGUGAUUGUUAAUGGUGUUUUAAUGUGUUGUUGCCCGAUGGCUAGGUUUUUUUAAAAAAAGUUUGUUUUGUAAAUGUGACAGAUUUGUAAGAAACAAAAUAAAAUAUGUGAAUGCCUA
Molecule: messenger RNA, 1179 nt
Organism: Brienomyrus brachyistius
Lineage: Eukaryota; Metazoa; Chordata; Actinopteri; Osteoglossiformes; Mormyridae
Gene: meaf6
Product: MYST/Esa1-associated factor 6
Cellular component (GO): NuA4 histone acetyltransferase complex
Source: RefSeq, a predicted model, not a curated record